AUGGCGAUUGAUUUGAUCAGAAAUACCAUCUUGAAACCUCCUUCUUCUUCCGACGCAGAUGCCGUUGUUCCCAGGGUACCCCUAACCAUCUUCGACCAAGCAGCCUUCGAUCUCCACGUAGCAGUCCUAUAUGCUUUCCGUCCACCCAUGCCCUCCAACGAAGCCUUAAAAGAAGGUCUCUCCAAAGCCCUCUUUCACUACCCCCACCUCGCCGGCCGUCUCACCACCGACCAAUGCGACCGCCCUGCUAUCAUCCUCAAUAACGCCGGCAUCCGAAUCAUCGAAACUUUUGUGUCCACCACUCUCGCAGACCAGCUCCCCUUCACCCCUUCUACAGACUUGACCCACCUACUUCCACCCACUCAAGGUGUAGAGGAGCUACUCCAGAUCCAACUCAACCGCUACGCUUGCGGCGGCCUCGUCAUUGGCCAGACCGCCCACCACCACGUCGCUGACGGCCAAUCCAUGAGUUCCUUCUUCAUCGCUUGGGCCAAACUCGUGCGUGGCCUUCCCUUAGACCCACUCCCCUACCAUGACCGAUCCGCCGUUUCCGUCCCAAGAAACCCACCUAGUCCCGAAUUCGACCACCGUCGGAUUGAGUUCCGGAAAUGCGCCACGUCGCACUCGAUCACGUCUCUUUCCUCAAUAGCUAACAUCGCUGUACACUUCUCGGCUGACUUUAUAGCCAAUCUGAAGGUGAAAGUCAAUGAGGGAGGAAAACAUCGGUACAGUGCGUUCGAGUGUCUUCUGUCGCACAUGUGGAAGAAGGUGACGAUGGCUCGUGGGCUGGCAGAAGAGGAGUGGACCCAAGUGAGGGUGGCAGUGAACGGAAGAGCAAGAAUGAAGCCGCCGGUGGCGAUGGAGUACUUCGGGAACCUUGUGCUAUGGGCGUACCCGAAAUUGAGAGUGGGGGAGUUGUUGAAAGAGAGUCACAAAUACGUGGCUAAGGCAAUCCACGAGGCGGUGGCGAAGUUGGAUAGUGAAUAUUUCCAGUCGUUUGUAGAUUUUGGGGAAAUGGCAGCGGGGAAGGAGAAGGGAGGAGGAGGAGGAGAAGAAAAAUUGGUCGCGACGGCGCCCGAGGUCGGGACUGUGAUGUGCCCGAACCUUGAGGUAGAUAGCUGGUUGAGAUUCGAGUUUCAUGACUUGGAUUUCGGUGGAGGAGGGCCGGUUGCUCUCCUUCCACCGAAUAUGCCCGUCGAGGGUCUCAUAAUAUUCGUGCCUUCUUCCAAAGAAGGAGGUGGUAUGGAUGUCUUCGUGGCUCUCUUACAUGAACAUGUCCAGCUUUUCAAACAAAUUUCACAUUCCUUGGAUUAA
Telopea speciosissima is the source of this 1314-nucleotide messenger RNA. RefSeq names its product tryptamine hydroxycinnamoyltransferase 2-like. Bases 1 to 1314 code for a protein of 437 amino acids. The transcript has a single exon. The record is from RefSeq and is a predicted model, not a curated record. Gene Ontology annotation, molecular function: acyltransferase activity, transferring groups other than amino-acyl groups. NCBI's taxonomy places the organism in Eukaryota, Viridiplantae, Streptophyta, Magnoliopsida, Proteales, Proteaceae.